Molecule: messenger RNA, 936 nt
Organism: Prosopis cineraria
Lineage: Eukaryota; Viridiplantae; Streptophyta; Magnoliopsida; Fabales; Fabaceae
Product: protein DMP2-like
Exons: 1
Coding region: 63-680 (205 amino acids)
Biological process (GO): endomembrane system organization
Source: RefSeq, a predicted model, not a curated record
AACCCCGACCAUAUGCCUCAAACACGAACCCAUAAUAACGUAGCCAUCUCCGUAAUAACGACAUGGCUUCAUCGUCCUCAACCUCCCAAACCCUAACCAGCAAGACAUUUACCGGACUAGGUAACCUCAUCAAGCUCCUCCCCACCGGCACCGUCUUCCUCUUCCAGUUCUUCAAUCCCGUUGUCACCGACGCCGGCCACUGCACCACCGCCACCAAUAAGAUUCUCACUACUGCCCUCUUAGUCGCCUGCGCCUUCAACUGCUGCUUCGCCUGCUUCACCGACAGCUACAUGGGCUCCGACAAACAACGACACUACGGCAUCGUCACCAUCAAGGGGCUGUGGCCGGCGCCGGCGUCCGACAAGGUCGACAUGGCCAAGUAUAAGCUCAGGGUGGGGGACUUCGCGCAUGCUUUAUUGGGGUUGAUCGUGUUCGCUGUUCUGGCGCUUCUGGACGCCAACACGGUGAGCUGCUUCUACCGGCGGUUUGAGUCGGCACAGAAGAUUCUGAUUCAGGUGAUUCCGCCGGUGAUCGGGGUGGCGGCCGGCGCUGUGUUCAUGCUAUUCCCUAACACUCGCCAUGGAAUUGGGUACCCUUUCACAUCCGGUGUCGAGAAUAACAAUGAUAAUAGCAAGGACAAGAAAGAGACCACAAAUAACACCAAGCGUGCUGGAGUAUAGCAAAAAUAAAUUAAUAUUAGGGAACAUUCGUAUAUUAGCUAGUUGUGUUCUGGGACACUUCAUUAACAGUUGAGAUUGAAGAAUUCGUGUGUGACAAGUCCAAUUAAGUGUUAUGUUUAACCAGAGCCUAUACGUACAGUAUGCAGGAAUUGAUCAUCGCGCUCGCGCAUCAAUUAUUUAUUUCUCUUGUUUAUAUUUUCUAGAACAUUAAUUAAUUUGUCUAUUGAAGUCAGAUUUAUCUGUUUCGUUUUCAAGU